Prosopis cineraria is the source of this 699-nucleotide messenger RNA. RefSeq lists its product as uncharacterized. The transcript has a single exon. Lineage: Eukaryota; Viridiplantae; Streptophyta; Magnoliopsida; Fabales; Fabaceae. The record is from RefSeq and is a predicted model, not a curated record.
AUGUCUUCUUCUUCCACCACCAGUGUUCAUAUCAGCGCCUUGAACGCCAUCGUGAACGUCAACUCCCUCUUCACUCUUGCCGUCUUCAUCGGUUUGACUUGGAACCCCUACGACCCCACCAACAGUCUCAUUUCCGAUUCCGACUGCGUCGCCUCCCCUUCCAUCGCCGAGAACCUUGUUUCCUUCCAUGUCUACUCCUUCAGCUCCUUUCUGUUCUCUAGCCUCGUCGCCCUCGCUCUCAAGUAGGCCAUUCGCCUCUCUCGCUCCCCCGGUUUCCACUAUCCCGUCGAGUUCUUCGCCCACAUCAACAAAACUGCUCUCCGCCUCGGCAUGCUCGUCUCCGGUGCCGGUUCCGUCAGCGGUUGUGGUUUCUUGAUGAUGGCCUUGGUCAAUGUGGUGCAGAUCAAGCUGGGCACUCUGGCCUGUGGCAGCUCUCACACUUACUCUGCUGCCAUCCCGCUCCUCAUACUGGUUCCUUCUGCGCUUCUCAUUUACGUAUCUGUUGUUUUGUACGCUUUUACUCGCUAGGAUUCGUGUGUUUACUAUGUAUGUUUGGCUUCUUCAACAAAAUAGAUAGUGUCCUUUAUCCUGUAUGAUUCGGCUUUGACCCUUGCGGAAUAGAAAGUGUCCUGCCGCGAUCUUGUAUGAUUCAUCUGAAAUCACAUUGAAUAUAAGUCUUUUCUUUUUCUUCUUCCCAAA